AUAGCUUUUUUUUAACUUUUUUUAUAGCUUUUUAUAGAUUUUUUUAUAGAUAUUAUUUAACUUUUAUAGCUUAAAAAAUAAAAUAGCAUAAAAAAAAAUUCCUAGCCUCAUCUUAUAACUCCUGCUAAAACUAUUAUUUAGCUGUGGCUGGGGUUGUAAAAAGACCCAAAUUUGGCUGGGGCUGGGGCCCCAGUCACUCACUACACACAAGUGUGGAACCACUAAACUAAAAACUUUUUUUUUUUUUUAUGCUUGUUAAUUUUUCAAAUUUGUUUAUGUUUUUUUUUAUACACAUGUUGUACAGUAAAAAUGAAGAUGGAAGCAAAGUUUAAAAAAUUUUGCCGUAGUUGAAUUUCUUGAUGAAAAAAAAAAAAAACUGGAAACAGCUAAAAAUAAGAGUUCUUUAUUAUUCUGACAGUUAUGAAACUGCUGUAGAACAAAUGAAAAUGUUAGAGUUCACAUCAAGCGUUGAAACAGCUGCUGAUAGCGAUGAAAAAUUGUCCAUGCCACUAGCUAAAAAGUUAGCAGUUUGUAAUACAAGUGACACUGAGGAGACAUAUCCAUCAGUUUCCCCAAGAUUGAAGAAAUCUUUUAAUUGCCAAAAUAUUUUACAACCCACAACUGUUCGAUAUAUUGAGCCAUUUAGUUCGAAUCGUUCUCUACUGAUAUUUUCCUCUUCUGAUCAGAGCUUGGCAGCUGUUGUGGCUGCUUUAGGCACCCGAUUUCCUGCAUUUGAGAAGAAAAGUUUAGAGUUGCUUGUCAGUAUUCAAUAUGAUUUGAAAAAGUUAAACACUUGCCUAAUCAAUUUAGAAAAAGGUUUAGUGUUUCCUUCUGUUAGCAAUCAGAGCAUAGCAGGACCAUCCCCAUCAGUUAAAUGGAAUUAUUUGCCUGUUAAAUAGGAAAAAGAACUUCUGGACCUGGAUGAAAAAUUACGGAACAAAGAUAAAAAUAAAUGUAUAGUAUAAAAUAUACUAUACAUUUGAUUUUAAUUAAGGUACGGAAAAGAAUGCUUUAUAUACAGUAUAUUUAUUAAAUUGUGUUGUGGUUUUAACCAUUUAUGCCCAGUUAACUCAUUUAGUAGAGCAAUAAGCCUACUAAUCAUAGGAAGCCUCACAUUAGAUACUUGAGAUUGCAUUCACCCCGAUUUUUUUGCUGUUGUAAAGACAACCUAUGCUAGUGAAUGAAUAAUCUGAUACUAUAGUAUCAGUUUUUUUACACAAUAUAUUGUGUAAUUAUUGGUAGGGGUAUGAGAAGCUCAUAAACCUGUAUAAAAUUUUGUGUGGUAUUCUUCCUAGUGUUUUUAUCACUUUAUAAAACAUUUAUGACAAUAAGUCUUGAUCACCAAAACAGGUUGACCUCAGAGAUUGCAUCUAUUUGUAACAAAUUGCUUUU
Messenger RNA from Hydra vulgaris (swiftwater hydra), 1392 nucleotides. RefSeq lists its product as uncharacterized. NCBI's taxonomy places the organism in Eukaryota, Metazoa, Cnidaria, Hydrozoa, Anthoathecata, Hydridae. The record is from RefSeq and is a predicted model, not a curated record.